AUGCACCUUCUACAGUGGUUCCUGUUACCCCAGAAACUGGCGGGUGGGAGACCACGUCUGCAGCCAGGUCCUCAACAAGCAGAGCUCCUCUCCAUGGGUACCUCGGGUUUCUUUCGUUGGCCCGCACCGCUGGCCAGAAUGUGCACGGCGCCGUGGGGACUCGGGCUUCGGGGGACGCCAGCGCUGUUAGCCCCGGGAGCGGCAGUCACCGCGGUCCAGAUGGCAGGCAGGAGGGACCGCCCCGCUCUGCUGCCUCCCCUGGAUGAGAGUGACCUUGAAGAGCAGUUCGUGAAAGGGCACGGUCCGGGGGGCCAGGCAACCAACAAAACCAGCAACUGUGUGGUGCUGAAGCACAUCCCCUCGGGCAUCGUCGUCAAGUGCCAUCAGACAAGAUCAGUCGAUCAGAACAGAAAGCUAGCCCGGAUAAUCCUACAAGAGAAAGUGGAUAUUCUCUACAACGGCGAAAACAGUCUUGUCUACAAAGAAAAACGGGAGGCAGAGAAGAAAAAGCAAGAGAGGAAAAAAAGAGCAAAGGAAACUCUAGAAAAAAAGAAACUCCUGAAAGAACUGUGGGAAUCAAGUAAAAACGUCCACUGA
This is a messenger RNA of Puma concolor (puma), 597 nucleotides long. It is a transcript of the gene MTRFR, whose product is annotated as mitochondrial translation release factor in rescue. The record is from RefSeq and is a predicted model, not a curated record. Gene Ontology annotation, molecular function: translation release factor activity. Lineage: Eukaryota; Metazoa; Chordata; Mammalia; Carnivora; Felidae. Gene Ontology annotation, biological process: translational termination. Gene Ontology annotation, cellular component: mitochondrion.